Messenger RNA from Lucilia cuprina (Australian sheep blowfly), 1024 nucleotides. RefSeq names its product luciferin sulfotransferase-like. Gene Ontology annotation, molecular function: sulfotransferase activity. Gene Ontology annotation, biological process: sulfation. Gene Ontology annotation, cellular component: cytoplasm. The coding region runs from base 5 to 1006 and encodes 333 amino acids. The transcript has 5 exons. Lineage: Eukaryota; Metazoa; Arthropoda; Insecta; Diptera; Calliphoridae. The record is from RefSeq and is a predicted model, not a curated record.
UUUAAUGGAAAUGUUUUCGGUGCGUAGACGUUGUUCGCUUAAUAUAGACAAACGACAAAAUCGCCCAUUUGUGGAAAUUACAGCAAAUGGGUCGAAUAUACCUUUGACGGGAGAGAAUUGGCUGGAACGUUGGUGUUCUUUACCCAUUUCGGAAGAGUAUUUCAAAAGACUGUAUGAAUUUGAGGUAAAAGAAGAUGAUCUUUAUGUAGUGACCUUUCCAAAAUGUGGCACUACUUGGAUACAAGAAGCCUGUUGGUUGUUGGUAAAUAAUUUGAACUUUGCCAAGGCCAAUGCAGAGGAUUUGCCUUUUCGUAGUGUUUUUAUGGACUUAAGUGCUUUGUACACUAAUAUACCCAAGAAUACUAUUGAUCUGGCGGAACAGGCAGCUUCACCUAGAGUUCUUAAAUCUCAUCUACCAGCCCAUUUAAUACCCAAACAAAUUUGGCAAAAGAAAUCCAAGAUUGUCUACUGUGCUCGCAAUCCUAAAGACAUGGUUGUUUCCUAUUUCCACUUUCAUCGUGGUCUUGGUACUUGGCAGGGUGAUAUUAAUGAAUUCGUUGAGGACUUGAUCAAUAAUGAUAUUAUGUAUUGCCCAUAUUGGGAGCAUAUAAUGGAUUUUUGGCGUAUGCGUCAAGAACAAAAUAUAUUUUUCACCACCUAUGAAGAUAUGAAAAGAGAUUUAAGAUCAGUUUUAAUACAACUUAACCGAUUUCUAGAGAGACCUGAACUAAGUGAAGAACAACUUCAGCAGCUGGAAAAACAUUUAUCAUUUGAGCAAAUGAAGGCCAAUAAACGUGUUAAUCCCACUUUUAAUAUAAAGUCUGGUCAUGGCAGUCCCAAUGUGCGGGCAGACUUUGAAUUCAUGCGCCGCGGUGUUGUGGGCUCUCACAAAGAUGAAUUAACUCCUGAAAUUCAAAAGAAAUUAGAUCACUGGAUAGCUGAGCAUUUAAAAAAAUUCAAUAUUAAAUUAGAAGAUAUAUUUGGAACUAUUUUGAACGAUGAAUAAAAUCAAUUGAAUACGAAA